Molecule: messenger RNA, 1649 nt
Organism: Trichomycterus rosablanca
Lineage: Eukaryota; Metazoa; Chordata; Actinopteri; Siluriformes; Trichomycteridae
Gene: ptges3a
Product: prostaglandin E synthase 3a (cytosolic)
Exons: 8
Coding region: 167-646 (159 amino acids)
Biological process (GO): prostaglandin biosynthetic process; chaperone-mediated protein complex assembly; protein folding
Cellular component (GO): cytosol; nucleus
Molecular function (GO): Hsp90 protein binding; protein-folding chaperone binding; prostaglandin-E synthase activity
Source: RefSeq, a predicted model, not a curated record
GCGCGCGCACACAACACAGCCGAGGCACGCGAGCGGUCCUGAGAUCCCCACAGUAUCGUUACUUCACCUGCACACAGAGCCGAUCCCAACCCACCGCCGUCCCAUCCCCGAGAGUUCCGCUGUCCGGAGCACCGACACCGAGUGGAAACCGAACGCUAAUUCAGACAUGCAACCAGCAACUGCUAAGUGGUAUGACAGACGGGACUCUGUCUUUAUUGAAUUUUGUGUAGAAGACAGCAAAGGCGUCAACUUGAAAUUUGACAAAUCAAAGCUGGACUUCAGUUGUGUAGGUGGCGUCGAUAACAUCAAAUAUCAUAAUGACCUAGGACUUUUUGAGGCCAUCGACCCAAAUGGGUCAAAACACAAACGGACAGACAGGUCUGUGUACUGCUGUCUACGAAAAGCAGAACCUGGCAAGUCCUGGCCUAGGUUAACAAAAGACAAAACUAAGUUUAAUUGGCUCAGUGUUGACUUCAAUAACUGGAAAGACUGGGAAGACGAUUCAGAUGAAGAGUUGUCCAACUAUGAUCGGUUCUCAGAGAUGAUGAACAACAUGGGUGGAGAGGAUGAUCUGCCUGAUAUGGACGGUGCGGACGAUGAAGAAUCUGCAGAUAGCGAUGAUGAAAAGAUGCCAGAUCUCGAGUGAAGUUGUAAAGACCGACACCUUGAGCAGGAAACAGGAAUCAUCACUUAACUGUUAUUCUUUUUUUUUGAGACGGGGAGGGGGGUAGUUAUGAGUGGGUAAACAUUAAUUACGAUGCAAAUCAAGAAACAAACAAAAAUGGAUUAUAUGUGAGCAGUUUUUACGCUGUUAGUGUCACGCCAGAGUGCACAGUUAGUUGUGUUAAUGGCUGACUGAAGUCAUCAGCACUAAUUACUUUACCUUUUUAUUCUGCAUGGACAAUUGAAGUUCUCCAUACAUAAUGUUUUAUAGAUUCUUAUUAUCCACUUACUCAUCAGUGCUGUGGCGGUGGGUAGAGCUGAUAUGUCAUACGUGUUGUCUUUACCCCCCCCCCCAGUAUCAGUAAGUUAAUCCAAUAUACAGCAUAUUCAUGUAGUAAUUUGCUCUGUUUGGUCUCAUGUCUCUAAUUCUGGUUUACACAGUAAAUUUCAUUUUAUUGUUUUAGUGUUUGUGAGUGGAUCUAAAGCAAGAAUAUUUUUUACGUGUUUUCGUUCAGUUAGAAGACUAGCCGGAACAUUUACUGGAUUUAAAUAUUGCUGAUAAAUCUGCUCGAUUGGUAAACGUUUUUUCCAGGCCUGUUAGAUAAGGGUUUGUCCACUGAGUAGGCUGAUGUGUAAAUCAAACAUGUUCAAAGUACAUAGUCCUGUCUGUACACACCGCUUCUGUCCCAAAUGAUUUUUAAGUUGGUCAUCGUUUAGUGUCUCACCUGAAAGUGUAGCAGGCAUCCAAGCACUGAUCUCUUCCAUUUAUGUCAAGUGAAGUGAUAUAAUGUAAGCUUCACCGCUGUACAGAUCAAAAGGGUAACUUAUCAAUAGCUGACCAAAUUGUUUGCACUCCUAAUAUCAAUGCAAGUGUGACUAAUGUUUUAUGUUGUGCUAACCUGUCACCACAGGUUGAGGAACUUCAGUUUGUUAAAUGCAGUGGGGUUUUGUCUACAUAUUUCUAAUAAACUGUCUCUAAACAAGUA